Molecule: messenger RNA, 4253 nt
Organism: Austrofundulus limnaeus
Lineage: Eukaryota; Metazoa; Chordata; Actinopteri; Cyprinodontiformes; Rivulidae
Product: putative fidgetin-like protein 2
Exons: 3
Coding region: 332-1516 (394 amino acids)
Source: RefSeq, a predicted model, not a curated record
CACACACACACACACACACCAGCAGCAGCAGAAUCCCUUUUUUCUGUCGGGCUCCUCCUGUUGUUUGCUGUGUUUGCAGGAAUAUUGGAUCAGUCUCCGGACAGAAGCACGGACCGAGCUGAGCCAGGGAUGGUCGGGUGGCAGCAGAUCAGACUGGUGUUGAAGUGUGAGAUGAGCCAUGGAGCUGAGCUGGAGGCCGGUCACUAGCAGUAGCACCAGCAGGACGAGCAGAAGUCAGUCAUCAGGAAGGCCGGGCAGCAUGCAGCCGGGCCCCCAGUAACCAGCCAGUGGACCUGGUCCUGUUCUCUUCACCUGGGACCAGGGCUGCAGAAUGCUCAGUCCUGCCACCCCAUACAGUCUUUUGAAGAUGCACUGGUCCCCGGAGCACACUGCCCCCUUAUCUCAGUGGCCUGAGCAGCACCUAGAUGUCACGUCCACCACGUCCCCGCAAUCUGCCCAUAAACAAGACCCUUACAGUACAGCUGCUCGCCGCGGCUACGGACCCACGGGUUAUCCUUGGGCCAGUGAUGACAUCUCAGCCCUCACUGCUUCUUCACUCCUAAAACGCUAUGCUGAGAAGUACUCGGGCCUGGAGCUGUCGUAUGAUCGCCCCGCUGCAGGCUCCUACACAGAGUCUGGAACUUUCCUAAAAACUGAGCCUGAGCCCUGGGCUUUAGGUCAGGGUAUAGAAUGCUACCCUGGAUUGGAGGCACUUACGGGCUCCAAAGUGGGCUCUGCCUCAGUGGGAAUCCCAGCCACGGGGAGCGUAACAGUAGUGAGCAGUAACUUGGCCUCGGAACCAGGUUAUAGCGGCGCUGGCUCCUGCAACGCUCCAUCAUCUCAGGAAUACCCUCCAGCCUACAACAGCACCUACCUGCCCUCGGGAUACUGCCCUCAGCCCGGCACAGCACUUCCCCCCGCCCCGCUACACUCCCUGCAGGCCACACCCACUCUAGUGUCCAGCUACAGUGCCAGCACUCCGGUCUACAACUACCCACCAGGCUGCUACCCUCAGACCAGCCUGUCCUCUGGCUACAGCCACCCCAGUGCGUCUUACUUACCCUCAGGAAUCAGCGCUCCCACUCCCCUGACCCCUCGGCCCWCCGUGGUCGGAGGCAGCUACGGCUACCCGUCUCACAACCUCGGCGGGAGCGCGGAAGCAGGAGUGCCACUGAAACGCAAGGCCUUUGAGAUGACGGGCGAGGUGCAGGAGGAGGCGGAGGCAGAGGGGUCGCGCUACAAAAAGUAUGCCGGCGAUCAAGGAAACGGUCAGAGCAAAGGCAGCGGGCAGGCUAACGGCUAUGGUAUUAGUGGCUCAGCCUCCGACCCACAGGCCUACAAAGCUGCGAAGCCGCUGAUAUCUCCUCCUUAUGGUGGCUCAGGAGACUUUAGCCCACCGUCCGGCCUGGCAGGGGAGAGCGUAUCAGUGGAGCAGAACUUUCCUCAGCAGCAAAGAAUGUCCAUGAAAAUACCUGCACCUCACACACGUGCAGAGGACCCCAGCGGUGGCCGCUGAUAGCCCUUAGAACAAAGGCCAGACUUUUCAGGUGAAAAGUGUCAUUUCUCUGCCAAACACUAGAGGGAUCAGGACUUUUACCUCUGGUGCAUGUUUAACAUCUUUAUCAAUGUUUCCAAAGACUCACAUAGAUGCGUUGGCCUCAAAGGUUGAGAUAAGUGUUGGGUUGAGCCAUUCUCCAUAUAGACAGCAUCAGGAAAGUCUAAAUAUAUGAGUGUCUGUUCUGUUUUUCUCAGGAUAAUGUUAAUUUCCAGUCGCCUACUAUGGAAGCAGCACUGCAGCAUGUCUGUUUAAGAGGUUGGUGUUGUUCYUUUUGGCCAUUAUGUGUUUAUAAAGGCCUUUGACUGCAAUAUGUUCAAUAACACCACGAAGAAAAAGAAAAAAAAACUUACAUUUUUGACCAAAAAUGAAAGCGAGCAAUAACUAAAAAUGGUGAAAUUACCAUGCUAUUUCAGCACAAUCACUUCUACAUAGCUGACUGCAAGGCUUGGUGAUUUUAUUUUUUGUUUUUUGGCCUUGACAGAUGAAUGUUCCUUCAUAAAUUAUUCUUGAUCUUUUGUAGUGGUUAUCGUGCCUCAUUCUUUAUAUAUUUUCUUUGUGGAGCCCAGCCUCUUUUUUAAUUCAGCUUUUAUUUUUGAACAGGUUUUUUUUGUCCACUUUGUACAUACAAAGCUGCUUWUUAAGUGAGUGUGUAAAGUGAACUUAAAGCCACCCUUUGAACCUAAAAGGAAGUGAGGCUCUGUGGAAGAAAAUAUGAACAAUAAAUAUCUUGCCUGUUGUAGACAGCUUUUUGAAUAGCCUACAUUUGUAAAAGAAAAAARAGAGAGAGAUUAGUUCUGUUGGAUAAGCUGACAGAUAGCUGGUUGGUUUGCUAUGAAGUUCAAUUAACAAUCUAGAAAAAUAAUUGUGGUUUUUGACGUUGCUCUUUUAUAAAACUGUUCAUCACUGUAACAUUUACAUAACAUUUAUUCACAUAGAAAUCUAUGGUUAUUUUAAACAUAAAUAGUGGCAGCAGCCUGGCCCACUUCUGACAAGAAUGUUACAAUAUUUCUACCAGAAUAGUUGCUUAAUGCAAAACUGAUGCACAAAGAGUAACUUAUCGCCCAUAAUUCUGGUCAGAAUUAAGCCUUUCCUCCAAUCUGAUUCAGUUCACAAAGCUGUCUACAGCAGAGAAGAUAUUGAUGAUUUCAAACAUUUCCACAGAACCUCACUUCAAAAGAUGAACAUUUUGUUGUAGAAAAAGACUGAUAAAUAAGAGAAAUGGAAAUAUGUCUAUCUUCAUUUUAAAAAAUACGACAUUUAGCAUUCUCCAAAUCACAAAUUAGAUUAUUGUCAGAUAAAGUGGAAGAAAUGCUUAAUGACAUAUCCAGUCCAUCUGAUACUAAUCUUCACUCCGAGCCAUUUGAAGGCUGAUUGUUGCAGUUUGGGUGGGGGAAUUGGGGGGGCUAUGCAGGCUUCUGUGGAGGAUUUGUGCUCUGAACUGAGUGCCUCGAACACUUUUCUCCCCCCACCCCCAAUUCUUUAUGAAGAAUUGCCUGCUUUUCUGCUAUGAUUUACUAUUCUGUUCUUUGAUAUGCAAUCUGUUUACUUAAUGCCUCUCAGAAAGAUGAUUUCUAGUUGUGUAAUGGAAUACUCAGGAAGAAUAUUGUUACCUCAGACUGAUAAAAUAAGAAUGUAUGUUAUGACCUUUAGGUGUUAGAUAGCUUUAUGGAGCAAGAUGAAAGAAAACGGAGCCAUGGCUGAAACUUCAGGGAAACUGAUGAAACAAAGUCUUCUGUAAUAAAAUAUAACGUGCGCACAUGCAAACACCAUCCCUCAGCUGAGUUAGCUCUGGGAAACCUUUUCUACCAAGGCCCRAGAUGUUGAAUGUAAUUCAGAUUUUCUUGUUUUCUUUUUUUAAGGACAAUACAUGCCAUUAUGUACAUCAAUGAUGUUUUAGAAAUAUGAAACUUAUUUUCUUUGUGUAUAGAUGUAAUUCUCUUCUAGGUUUUGAUGGAGAAAAUUAACGAUACGUUAAGUGUUAGUGUAGUGAAAGUUGACAUAGUGGUUUGGCUGACAAAAUGUCAAACAAAUAGCACUCCUGAAAAAAACUUACAUAUCAGAAUCUAAACACACUGCAUUAUAUCAUCUGCAGUAGAACUGUUUAUUAAAGAACUCAAGUGUCGUCAGUAUUUUUCAAUCAGAUUUUGAAUUUAUUUUAAAUCUAAAUUCAAAGCAACUAAAGGCUUAUUAAUAAAAUGUUUGUUAUUAUUAAAACUAUGAGACACAGCAUCUGUUAUUCAGGGCAACUAAAAGCAUAUGUUAUGUCACUUUUGGAGAAUUAAAUUGUUUUAAGACCAGACCUUCUCAAAAUGGGGUAGAAUGAGAAAAAUAGUCUCUAAGUAUACAAUACUGUUAUUUUACCCCUGAUUCUUUGAGCUUUUAAGCGCUUAGCUACAAAUAAAUGCUCUUCAAUAACUUCUUUAACACGUCACAACAGUUCUUUGCUUUUUCAUGGUGUUUCUCUCAUUCUUUGAUGGAAUCAAAAUGGACUUUUGAAUUUCUCUUUGUCAUUUAAACGGAUAUUUGAUGUAUCUUGUACAUUCUCUAACUGUUCUACCUCAUUUAAAAGACUUUGUGCAUGAAAGUAUUUCAUGUCAUUUUCAACAUGCCAGUUGAUGAAGCAAUGUUUUUAUAGUCUACCUCACUAAAAACUGUUCUGUCAUGAAAAUGAAAAAUAUACCAAAAAUAUACUUGA